Messenger RNA from Aphanomyces astaci, 2046 nucleotides. RefSeq lists its product as hypothetical. The transcript has 13 exons. Bases 42 to 1847 code for a protein of 601 amino acids. The record is from RefSeq and is a predicted model, not a curated record. NCBI's taxonomy places the organism in Eukaryota, Oomycota, Saprolegniomycetes, Saprolegniales, Verrucalvaceae.
GCCGAAGCGGCGCACAUUUGGCACCAGGCUGCAUCAUCAUCAUGGCAACGCCACGUACUCGGUCCACAAGUGUGCGUUCGACACCCGCGAGCCGAUCGCACAGUCCACCCCCCAGCGAAACGGAUUGGAUGGACGAAGAGAACGACGUGUUCUUCGAUUACUUGAGCGGUAGUAAUGCCAACACGACCAGUAGCAGCGACAGUUCCAAGGUUCCUUCUGUGGCCCCACCCGCAGCACCUGGUACACCAGCAUUGCCUGCUGUGCCCUCGACAACAGCAUCUGAAUCUCAAUCAACGUCGCCAACGAUAGUAUCUCUGUCGACUUCCACCAUCAAUGCCAUCGAGGGGGUGGUCCUUCCGUUAAGCACAGCUACCAUCACCUCCCUUCGCUCCACCACCAUCGCCCCCAUCGCGCGAGCAGACAGUUUGCUCCCCACCUUUGCAGACACAUUGCGCCAUUCGAUCCCUCGAAGCGGGGAUGUGGUCAACGCCAACUUGAUGGAGAGUCGACAAGAAAGCAGCGAACCACAAUCGUACGACGGCGAUCACGACGAUAACCAUGACAUGAAGACUGUCGUCACGAUGCAAGCCAACUUGGACCUGGCGAUCACGACCCUCGGCGUGCUCCACGUGCAACUGCUGGCUGCGAAUGGCGCCGUCGAACGGUUACAAGUGGACGUCCACAGAAUCCAGUUGAGUGAAGCGAGGGCAGUGCAGGACGCCGAAUCUGCACGCCAAUCCAUAGACGAAUUGCGAGAACAAUUGCGGCACGCCACAGCUCCAGUCGCCGCCAUUGCCAGCCAAAAGCAUGUUUCCAUCGCCACAUCCACAGACGAACAAAACGUCUGCAGCAUCGGGGGUGAUCAAGGCAUCGCCCAAGCAGUCGCCACGGCUAACGCGUUGAGUCGAGUGCAGGCUGACCUGGAACGAGCGACUGCCACGUGUAAUCAAUGGGAGGCGAGGUGUAAGGCUGCUGCGACAGGCCAAGACGAGGCGCGGGUGGAAGUGGAAGCCAUGAAGGCAAUGUUUGAGGAGGAAAAGCGCGUGCACCUCGAGUGCCAACAGCACCUUCAAGCCGCCAACGUCGAGUGCGCGAACUCGAGACUUCGCGCCGAGGCAGCCGAAGCCCAAUUGGACGACUUGACGGAACGGCUCAGUCAUGUGGAGCGUGAUAAAAGUGCGCUUCAAGUUCAAAUUCAGCUCUUGACAUCCCGCCAACUGGCAGUGCAGCACAUUGUUGUCCAUGGCGUCGUCGAGAAACAGCAGCGAGUCAAAGACGCGUGGCAGCAUACCAAGCGAGUGGUGGCGUCGGAAUGCAAAAAGACUAAGUCGUUGUUCGCAAAAUGGAGCAAUGAGUGCAUGGAAAUAUGCUUGCGACACAACGAUCGGCAAGUGGACGUGGCGCAAAAGGUGGCGACGCUGGGGCUGUGGCAACAGCAACUUCGAACGGAACGUAGUAAAACCAUGGGGUUGCAACAGCAACUGUGGAAAGCCACGUCGAAACACGAACGAAUGACCCAGCAACUUCGGGACGAACUCGACGAAACCAGGGACCAUUUGCAAGUUCUCAUGCAAGUCAAGGUUGGCCUCGUGGCGGACGGCCAAGCUUCGCGAGAAAAGAUAAGUCAAGCCGACGCGGCCGCGGCCGCGUUGCGCUAUGAAACUGCGCGGCUGACAAAGCUCAACAUGACCUUGCAUCAACAGAUCCAGAUUCUGCAGCACACACAUGCAAGAGACAUGGAACGAGCGAUGUGCAACCAACACGGCCCGCGGGCCAAGCGAGGUCUCCCCUCCACCUCCUCCGUAAACCAAGAGAGUGAGGAAUCCCCGACUCCGGAAGGCAAGUAGUACGACGUGCGUGCGUGCAUGGCUCAUGCUGCCUGUAGACUGGUGCUCAUUCCUUGAUCUUGUCAUGGUUCAUCACCAAGAGGUGCGACCACUGGCAAGUGCAGCGUCCUCCCAAGAGGUCUCCGGAUAAGAUAUGUCGUCUUCUGAGUUUUAUAGUUAGCCGGAACAAGAAAUUUAAAUGGAUACUACUGACUGUGAA